UAUUAUAUUUAUUUUUCUACACAUGUUUAAUUUCUAUAACUAAUUUGGAUUUUAGAUUUUAUAGUUUGUGAAAAUAGCAUGCAUGUAAGGGAAAGAACACCAUAGUGUUUGCUAAAGUAAUAUGAAAAAUACAGGGAAUAAGUAUCGUGUUAUCUUUGUUAUGAGCAGUCAAAACCAUUAAAAGAAAAAUUAUCAAAGAAACAAACAAAAUUGAAAAUCUAAUUCAUUACUAUAUAUUGCAUAUGAUUUCAUUCCUUUUCUUUAAGAAGGUCAACUUUUUUACAAGAUUAAGUAUCAAGCAUUGGGUAAGUUAGGACUAUGAAAAAUUCAUAAAAAGUAUUUUCUCUAAUUUAUUUUAUAUAUAGUUGAAUAAAUCUUUUCUUGAAAUUCCAUAUUUAGACAUUUCAAAAAUGUAAGAGGUUUUUUGGAGUUUUAAAACAACACACGAAUUUAACCUCUUAAUUUUGGCAUUAAGAGAUUUUUCAAAAGAUUUAAAAAAGGAAAAAAAAUAUAUUUGUUUGGUCAACUUUCUAGGUACGAUAUUUUUGACUGAGAGUACUCAACAACUGUUAUAUAUAGGUUUUACGACUAGAAAACAAAAUGUCAUUCACUCUAUUUUCUAAUAAAUUCAUCACAUAAAAACAAAGUUGAAAGAAGAAGAAGAGAUGGCGAUGAUGAAGGUAAUGUUGAUGGUGGUGAUGAUGAUGGUGUUGGUUGGUACCAUAAUAGGUGAAGAGUCACAUGCAGAUUGUUUGGAACGGUGUCAGCAUUUGUGCGCUGAUAAGCCUCUGGAUAAGAAUUGUGUCCGCCAAUGCGUCUUUUUUAAUUGCGGUCCUCCUUCUCUUCCUACCAAUGUUCAUCAUUCUAAGUACAAAUACUCUUACUAUACUUUUUUUUCCUAUACAUUUGGUUAUCGAUGUAUUUUUAAUCGUAUGUAAAGUUAAUUAUGUAUGAUAAAACUGACAUGGGUUUUCAUUUUUUGUGUGGCUUCUAGCAGGAUGAAGGCUCCACAGAAUCAUGGAAUUAGAGGAUAGGUUAUUAUUGAUUUUUAGACCAAACACAUAGCAUUUAAUGAUUAAAAUAUAGCAUUGUUGUUCGUAAUUCAUAAACCACUUUGAUGUUUAGAUGUGUUCUUGGCUUGUUUGUUGCUACAGAGUUUUUUAUAUACAAGAAUUCAGUUCAGUAGAUUUUCAGGUUGAGUUAUAUAGAAGAAAAAAAAAAAACUAUAUUGAUUUGAUCAGAUGAAAAUAUACCACAUCAAAUGUCAAAUUACUUAAUGAUGCAAAAUCUAAAGACAUAUUACUUAAUGGUGGAUCUAUUUGUGAUCUCUUAAAAAACACUUCAUUAAUCCAUUUAAUUACACUAACUCAGACGUCAUACGUGCAAAAAGUAACCACCAUCUCUUAAAUAAGUCAUAUUUAUAUGAUCCAUCUUAUUUGCAGAAUUUCAAAAAAUAUCUUAAUCACAAAAAAAAACUACACAAUUAGUGUAAUCACACAAUCAUUUCACAUAUAUAUACACUAAAUAAUAGCAUGCAUUCUUCAAUCAUUCAAGCAUUUGACCAAUACUUGAAUGGUUAAUUUGCCUUUUUUUUUAUAUUAUUUAACAGUAACCCAAAUACAGAUUUAGAUCGGUUUGUCUGUUAAGUAGGUUAGAACUUAUUGUCCCAAAUCUUGAAUUGUCGAGGCGGCCCAUAAAAAACUAGUGCACUCGGAUCUUCUUCUCGUCUCUCACCUUGGAUGCACACGCUCACACACUUUACGUCACCACAGCAGCAUGUAAUCAUUUAUCAUUAUCCACCAAAUCAUCCAACAUUACUUUCAAUUUUCUAAAGUAAACUUCAACUGUUUCUCCAUUUUGUUUGUAGCCAGGCUUUACACUAUUAAACUUCACUUGUCCAGCUAGAUUUGUUUCUCUUCUAGCAUGAUCUCAUGCAUGUACAUUUCACAUUUGUAUAUAUAUAUAUAUGUGUAAU
Molecule: messenger RNA, 1975 nt
Organism: Arabidopsis lyrata subsp. lyrata
Lineage: Eukaryota; Viridiplantae; Streptophyta; Magnoliopsida; Brassicales; Brassicaceae
Exons: 1
Coding region: 666-938 (90 amino acids)
Source: RefSeq, a predicted model, not a curated record